Molecule: messenger RNA, 5668 nt
Organism: Sebastes umbrosus (honeycomb rockfish)
Lineage: Eukaryota; Metazoa; Chordata; Actinopteri; Perciformes; Sebastidae
Product: inactive dipeptidyl peptidase 10-like
Exons: 27
Coding region: 262-2649 (795 amino acids)
Biological process (GO): proteolysis
Molecular function (GO): serine-type peptidase activity; dipeptidyl-peptidase activity
Source: RefSeq, a predicted model, not a curated record
GAAGAAGAAGAAGACAGGGAAGAGGAGCGUUUAUAGCCAGAGAGAGAGACAAAGGAGGGAAAACAGAUUGUGUAUUUGAGUGUUUCGCCUCUGGUGAAGCCUCAAUAACGAGGAGGAAGAGCAGCUCUGCAUCCUCCAGUAUUAUUAGCAUCACUUUCUGCUUUGGUCAGCUCGGAGCCCAGAAGCAGCCGCAGGAAGUCAGAGGAAAAACUUUAAGCAUCUUUAAGGAUUUUAUUUGAUCAAAUAAAAGGAAGAGCAAAGAUGAACCAGACUGCGUCCGUCUCUCAUCAGAUUGAGUGUCAGCCAAUCAAGGAUAGCAAGGAGUUUGUGGACGUCAGCCCCCCACAGAGGAACUGGAAGGGCAUCGCCAUCUCUCUGCUGGUGAUCGUGGUGGUCUGCUCGCUCAUCACCAUGUCUGUGGUCGUCCUCACACCUGCGGAGCAACCCGGCAACAGCCAGUCCAGGAUGACUGUAGCAGAUCUGUACAAACCAGAGUUCAGCGUCCACGACCCCGAGGCCACGUGGAUCAGCGAUUCAGAGGUGGUGUACAGGAACCGAGACGGUCACGUCAUCAAGUUCAACUUCGCCUCCAACGAGACGGAAGUCAUUCUGACCAACAGCACGUUUGUGGCCUUCAAGGUGGUGAAGUACUCGCUCUCUGCAGAUCUGAAGUACGCGCUCUUCGCUUACGAUGUCAAACAGAUGUACAGAUAUUCAUACACGGCGUCUUACAUCGUGUACAACAUCUACACCAGGGAGGUAUGGGAGCUAAACCCUCCGGAGGUUCACAACGCUGUGCUCCAACAUGCAGCUUGGGGAAGACAAGAACAACAGCUGAUCUACAUCUUUGAGAAUAACAUCUACUACCAGUCAGACGUGAAGAGCAACUCUCUGAGAAUCACCUCUUCUGGGAUGGAGGGAGUCGUCUUCAACGGACUAGCUGACUGGCUCUACGAAGAGGAGAUUCUGCGUUCACACUUGGCUCACUGGUGGUCGCCUGACGGAGAGCGUUUGGCUUUCCUCACCAUCAACGACACCCUGGUACCCAACAUGGUUCUGCCACAGUUCACCGGCAACACUUACCCCAAAGGACAACAGUACCCAUAUCCCAUGGCCGGUCAGAAAAACCCUGUGGUCAAGCUGUCGGUGGUCAACCUGUUCGGAGCGACACACACUCAAGAACUGCAGCCUCCUGAUCAGCUCAGGCUCAGGGAUUUCUACGUCACUAUGGUGAAGUGGAUCAGUGAUACUCACCUCGUGGUGUGUUGGAUCAACCGGCCCCAGAAUGCAUCACUGCUGACGGUGUGUGACGCCACCAUAGGAGUCUGUCUGCAGAGACAUGAGGAGUCUUCAGAGACGUGGCUCUCCAUACAGAGUCAGGAGCCCCUGUUCUCCGAGGACAGGAACAGGUUCUUCCUCACGCUGCCCGUGAAACAAGGAGGUCAGGGAGACUUCCACCACAUCACGAUGUUCACCAAGAAGUUACGAAGCGACCAAGACGAAGUUCGACACUUGACGUCAGGAGACUGGGAGGUGACAAAAAUCGUUGCAUACGAUGAAAACAACCAGAUCGUAUACUUUCUGAGCACAGAGGACUCUGCACAACAAAGACAUCUAUACAGCGUCUCCACCCUCGGCCUGUUUCCACGGCGAUGCCUCACCUGCGGGCUGAAAGAGGAGUGUUCGUUCUUUGACGCCGACGUCAGCGGCGACGCACAGCACGCCAUCCUGUACUGCAAAGGUCCUGGAGUUCCAGCUGUGCUGCUUCUAAGUUUCGAUGAGGUGGACUCGUAUUUCAUCUUAGAGAACAACCUCCCUCUGCGGGCGGCGCUGGAGACUAAAAAGAGGAUUCAGACUGAAAUCCGGAUGAUCACUAAUGACAACUUUGAUCUGCCUCUGAAGCUCAUCUAUCCUGCUGGCUUCUCAGAGUCCUACAUCUACGGCCUCCUCCUCAUUGUCGGCAGUUUUCCAGCCGAGCAGGCGGCGACGGAGGAGUUCAGGCUGGACUGGGACUCGGUGCUGGUUGGAUCGGAGCAGAUCAUCGUAGCACGGCUGGACGGCAGAGGGUCAGGGUUCAGAGGUCAAAGGGUUUUACAUCAGCUCCAUCAGAGGCUCGGCACGGUGGACGCAGACGACCAGACAGCAGCUCUGGAGUACCUGGCGAAGCUGCCGUUCAUCGAUCGUACUCGUGUUGGAGUCUUUGGAGAGGACUACGGCGGCUUCCUCACACUGACGAUGCUGAAGUCGACUGAGAAGCUGAUCCGAUGUGCAGCAGCUCAGGCUCCCGUCACCGACUGGUCCAUGUACGCUUCUACCUUUUCGGAGAGAUACCUCGGCUCACCUUCAACUGAGGAGAACAGAUACCAAGCAUCCAAAGUCCUGACCAACAUGAAAGGUCUGCAGGGAGGAACUCUGUUUCUGGCUCACGGCACUGCAGACGCAAACGUUCACUUUCAGCACUCAGCGGAGCUCAUCAAGCACUUAAUAAAGAUCGGAGCCAACUACACUAUGCAGAUCUACCCAGACGAGGGACACUUCCUGUCAACACGCAGCCGCAUUCAGCUUACUCACUCCCUAAUUGGUUAUUUUAGAGGAUGUCUGCUUGACGCAUCAUCAUUACUCGACCAACAACAACGGGACGAUGAGUGAGGUGUUUAUUAUUACUGGACCGUGUGUGUGUUAAUGAGUGUUUGUGCCCUUGGUAGACUGAGUGUGUGUGUGUGUGUGUGUGUGUGUGUGUGUGUGUGUGUUUUAUACCUGUAGCACAACGUUUGACGGACAACACAAAGCUUCUUCUCAACAUAUCAGAUAUAGUUUCUAUCACCUCAGUAGAAUAAAGCUCCUAUAGUCAGCUCUGAUGCAAAUAGAGGUCAUUCAGUACCUGACAUAUUGCCUCUCUCUCACUGAGAUAACAGAGAGAAAUGUUACAUGUUUGUUUGAUUUUAAAACUCUUUAAGAUGUGGGGGAAGUUUGGAGGAGGUGAUAAAUUUAGUCUUUCUUUUUGAUGCCAACCCGCCCUCUAAACCAUGACAGGCUUCUAUCGGCACAGUCUCUACAACAUGUUGUGAAAUUAACACAAAUUCUGAUGCAGAGAGUUUUUUAAUGUGCUAUUUUCAUGCCUACAUGCAAUAUAAAGGAGGGAUAACAGCAACUUUUAGCAAGUUAAAUAACUCUGGUUCUGAAAACUCAGCUUCAAAUUUUAAGUAUGUCUGUACAACAUUAAAUAUUCAUAAAUAAAUAAGCAAAAAUCAAAGAAAAGCAUCCUUAUUAUCCAUCAAUCAAACUUUUUAUAGCACCUUUAAGUGCUCUACAGGUGACAGACAAGCUGAUAAUAAGACAGCACAAAUGUAAACAUUAAAGCAAUUUGAGAAUAAUAUAAAGAAGAAAUACGAAUGAUGAAAAUGUAAUAAAAAACCCCAACUAGAUUAAAGAAAUAUAUUUAAAAAAUACAAUAAAUAAUACAAAAUAAAUGAUUAAAUAAAAUAAAUAUAAAUAAAAUAAAUAAGAAAAAAUAAUAAUAACAAAAUAAAAUAAAAUUAAUAAAAAAAUGUGUUCAGAGUCAAUGUUGCUUAAUCCUGAUUGGUGCACGAAAGUGUGUGAAAUCAUCAUUUCCAAAUGUCUUUUCCGAAAAGUAUGGAGAAAAAAAGCACAAAAAUGUGGAAUAAUACAAACUUGUCUAACUUUAUUGUUAAAAUAAAUUAAUAUAAAAGUAGGAAAAGCAAAAUUUUCAGCUUUUCUUGUGCAGACACGUUUCUCACCUUGUUUUCAUGAAGCAUUUUUCCGACUUUGCACUCAUUUCACAAAAUCUUGUGAGACCAGACUGCCUUUGCUAAAUACAUUUUACUUUCAAUUCUGCCUGUCAGUAUGUGUUUCUUUUGCCUAGUAUUUCAUAAAUGGAUUAUAUCGAUUAUAUAUCGAGCUCUUUCUCUAAACAUAAAGUUUUUGUUUUGAUGCAUCAACUUAAAAAUGCACAUUUUGACAUCACUGAUCCUCCAUAGAUCCCUCUAUGGGAAAAGAUAAUAAAUUUAUUUAAUUCAAGACGAAGCCUGACAGCCAUGAUGAUGUCAACAUUUCUAAAACUUGCAUUAACUUGCAGAGGGAAAACAUGUGUAACCAACUGAAAAGCAGACACGGUUCGCUCAUCAUAAACCAGUUUGUCAUGUUAAGUCUUGUAUAUUUCUAUGUGGGGCGGCUUAUGGUGACAGAUUUGUGAAGUUAUUAAACCUUUAAUUAGACAGCAAUAGUGCUCAACAGAUGUACAGUUAUUUAUUUAUUUAUUUAUUUGACAAGUAAUUACAUUUUUUUUCUAAAGGUUUAGCUUAAAGGGACAAUAAGCGAUUUUGUUGUCGUCCCACAGCACAAAAUGUCGGCUGUAGCUUAAUGAGAUUGUUCAAUACUCUGAUGGUUCGUGUCCACAGGAUCCGUCAUUUCCACGCUUUCCCAUUCAUUUUCUACCGGUGCCUUCAAAUGAAACCUUGUGUUUACAACAUGAGAAGUCGUGUUCACAUUAUGAUUGCCGUUUAAGUCGUGAGAACGCCGCUGCUAAGCGACGGCAAUAUUAACGUUACUGUCGGCAUCUAGCAGCCACAGAAAGAUAUAAUGACGGAGGAAAAAGAUGAGGCCGUUGGGUAAAUCAACAUUCUCCUCAGACAUGUUGUAAAAUUACGAAGAAAAACAAUAUAUACGAUUUAAAUCAGGUGCCUAAUGGCAGCCCAUCAAGCGUCCAAUGCUGGGAAAAACGCCCCUGUGGACACGUACCAAACAAAUCUGCAGCAGGUUUAUUGCAGUUUUUUUUUAUAAAUAUAUGGCAAUAUACGUGCGUUGAAUUUUGGCUGUAAUGUAGCCAUCUAUCAUGCAAAUGUCAUGUCAUGUUUUAAUAGUUGCAGGGUAUUAUUUGUUUAAUUUUCUAUGGUUUUAUAUUUUCUACUGGUUGCCAAAAUGUUCCUUUAAAUCCCUGGCUGACAAAACGUACUCAUGUUAUUUUUCUUUUGUUUUAUGUCCUAAUUUAUUUAUUAAAAUGCGUCAGGAUGAAUUAUUUCAAGUGCAAUUUGCUCUUCACUUUUCCAACUGCUUCAUUUUUUGUUUUGGAAAUACUCCCAUCUAAUAGUGCUGCAAUAAAAGGCGUCAUAACAUAACAAAAGAGCGUUCCUCACUGUGAUUACGAGACAAUUACUGUCGUCCAUUAAUCACAGUGAUGAAUGUUAGAGGAGCCAACAUGUGCUCCGUGUCUGGAGUUUAAUUUCCAAACUGCCAUCAACACACACGAGAAAGAAAAAUAACGUUCAAUCUCAAAUUGUGAUAAUCCCCUAUAACACAUGGCUACCGGUUGCCAUGCCAACGUGUUGGGUAGCCUUGGAUACAGCCACUCUUCUGGCUGGUGAUGCAACAUCUUCAAAGAGUCGUGUGCGUCUGCUUCACAGCGAAAGGAAACCCACCUGCUGAACCGUCCCGCUGUCUGUGCUUUGUGGCAUUCAACGCCGCCGUAUAGAGUCCAGUUUAAAGAAACCAGUGUGUGGAGUCAUGGUUAUUGUUUCUAUUGGGGUUUGUACUGUGAGGUCAACUGGAUUUGAUUUUCUUUGGGGGGGAAACAUUGUGGUCAAGGGAUGAGUGAAGAAAAGCUUAUUGUAUUUUUUGGCUGUUUUAAUAUUAAAGAACAAUGAAUGAGGUA